AUGUCAUCGGACGGCAACCAUGCAACGAUGGAUCCUCACAAGGAAGCCGUUUCGUCGGAAAAUACCACCACCAAUCUAACCGAUCUUGCACCAGAAGAAAGAGGUGGCACUGCAGACCAGGGAACACUGCACAACACAUCCUCAGAGAAGGGAAAAGAACCAGAGUCAGAUCCUACGGAGAAGAUCGAGAAUCUUCACAUCGACGACGUCCAGGCUGAUACGAAUCAUGUGGCUCCGUUGGAAAUCCCUCCCUCAACUUCUUCUCCUCCAGAACCUGCAGCUGCGGCUGAGAAGCCUUAUCUCGACCCGACUCCUAAGACGCCAAUCAUAUCAAGACACCCGUCUGUUCGGGCCUCAGAGGAAGAAUACAACGACAAAGACCCCGCCUAUGACCAAGACCGUCGGGAUGCUUCAGCGGGCGUUCAGGAUCGAAAGCCUGGCGAGGAGCAAGAUGUGGAAUCUACGUCGGAAAUUCAGAGUAUCAUGGACCAGUUCGAUGAUGCCUCUGCGGCACCAUCAAAAGAAGAAAUCAUGUCUCCACGACACGAAAUGGCGGGGCCGAUGCUUGGGUCGGGUGUUGGUUUCCCACCUCGAAGAUCCAGUCUGGAACAUCUUCGAUCAAGAGAUAUGGAUACCAUUGCCCCAUCACCGGCUGCUUCAAAUUCUGAAAAGCCGCUGCCGUCCCCGCCUUCGAAUUCGAGGGAUAAGAAUGACGCACUCAAAAGUCCUCCGCUGAGAAGUCCCGGCCUGACAUCAUCAACCUCUCUUCCCGCGCAACCACCGCCUCCCGAGCCAGAACCUGAACUGCCUUUCGAUUUCCAUCGAUUCUUGGAACAGCUUCGACACAAAUCGGCCGACCCGGUGGCCAAGUUUCUUCGCUCUUUUCUGACGGAAUUCGGGAAGAAGCAAUGGAUGGUACAUGAACAAGUCAAGAUCAUAGGUGAUUUUCUUGCCUUUAUCACGAAUAAAAUGGCGCUUUGCGAUGUGUGGCGUGAAGUGUCAGACAAUGAAUUCGACAACGCCAAAGAAGGGAUGGAGAAGUUGGUGAUGAACAGACUGUAUUCACAGACCUUUUCUCCUGCCAUCCAACCGGCCGCUCAACCCGCACGAUCUCGAUCUAGAGGAAGGCGAAAGGAGUCGGAGAAAACCCUUGUCCCCGGAAGACGGGGCCAGCAUCAGGAGGACGUCGAAAGGGAUGAAGUUCUGGCUCAGAAGAUCCGCAUAUACAGUUGGAUCCGAGAAGAACAUCUCGACUUGGCACCAGUAGGGCCCAAUGGCGAGAGAUUUCUCAGACUGGCCCAGCAAGAACUGUUGAAAAUUAAAGGCUAUCGGGCUCCGAGAGACAAGGUCAUUUGUGUGCUGAACUGUUGCAAGGUCAUCUUUGGCUUGUUGAAAAAUGCGAAGAGUUCUGAUACGUCCGCGGAUUCAUUUGUGCCAUUGCUGAUCUACGUGGUCCUUCAAGCGAAUCCGGAGAACCUCGUGUCCAACAUUCAAUACAUUUUGCGGUUCAGAAAUCAAGACAAGCUGGGGGGGGAGGUAGGCUACUACCUCUCGUCGUUGUCUGGGGCUAUUCAAUUCAUCGAGAGCCUGGAUCGCACCAGUUUGACCGUCAGCGAUGAGGAGUUUGAACGCAAUGUGGAGAUUGCAGUCUCAGAAAUUGCAGCACAAAAUCGGGAGGCCGAGGCCAUUAGCCCGCGUGUUCCAUUCUCCGAAAAAUCCGGCCUGGCUGAACCUGAACUUACACCCAGAAAUUCAAUGGACGUGACCUCUAGCAGCCCUAUUCGCAGGGAUGCCGGUCGAAUGAAUAGCAGCUUCGAAGGCGGAUCCGAUGAUAGUGUGGCAGGUCUUUUGCGGACCAUUCAGAAGCCCCUGUCAACAAUCGGAAAGAUAUUUUCGGAUCAAGACAAUCCUCAAGAACGCAGAUCUCUGAACAGUACGCAUCCAUCGGUGUAUCAAACGCCACGAGAAGGACGAACGUCCUCUUAUGAUGCGCAAGAGGCCGCGGCUAGACAAGCGAGCGCCGAAGCGGCGGAAGCCCAACGGAUCCAAAGAGCCGAACAUAGAACGGUCGUUGAAACACUAUGCGGCAUGUUUCCUAAUCUCGAUAAGGAAGUCAUUGAUGAUGUCGUGCGGCAGAAAGAAGGUAGAGUUGGACUCGCGGUGGACGCGUGUCUGGCUUUAACCGCGGGAAGUUAA
Rhinocladiella mackenziei CBS 650.93 is the source of this 2196-nucleotide messenger RNA. RefSeq lists its product as uncharacterized. Lineage: Eukaryota; Fungi; Ascomycota; Eurotiomycetes; Chaetothyriales; Herpotrichiellaceae. The transcript has a single exon. Gene Ontology annotation, cellular component: cytosol; endocytic vesicle. The record is from RefSeq and is a predicted model, not a curated record. Gene Ontology annotation, molecular function: guanyl-nucleotide exchange factor activity; small GTPase binding; ubiquitin binding. Bases 1 to 2196 code for a protein of 731 amino acids. Gene Ontology annotation, biological process: vesicle-mediated transport.